UAUCCAACUCAAACUGUAGAACGAGACCCGACCGACCAGCAACUCGAGAUUAAUCAGGCAGAAAUAUCAUUCUAACCGAACAUGGGUGGAGGCGCACGAUAUCCGUAUCCUAAAGAAGUCUGGUCUCCCUCCGGUGGUUGGUGGACUCGACCGACUAACUGGAGAUCCAAUACUGCCAUCAUCAUCGCAGGUAGUACGCUUGUGUUUUACAGCGUCUUCAAACUUAGCGCGAACAGAGAGCAACGAAUGCAAGCACCAAAUCGGUGGAUUCCUUCGAUGCUUUGGGCCAGAGAAUUCAAAGAAGGGGUCGUCGGGAUUCGGAAUGAAGAUGAAGAAUGGCCCAAAGGCGCUCCUGUCGAGAAAGGCCAUCAUUGA
This is a messenger RNA of Puccinia graminis f. sp. tritici CRL 75-36-700-3, 375 nucleotides long. RefSeq lists its product as uncharacterized. The transcript is spliced from 3 exons. Bases 82 to 375 code for a protein of 97 amino acids. Lineage: Eukaryota; Fungi; Basidiomycota; Pucciniomycetes; Pucciniales; Pucciniaceae. The record is from RefSeq and is a predicted model, not a curated record.